Magnusiomyces paraingens is the source of this 1695-nucleotide messenger RNA. RefSeq lists its product as uncharacterized. The transcript has a single exon. NCBI's taxonomy places the organism in Eukaryota, Fungi, Ascomycota, Dipodascomycetes, Dipodascales, Dipodascaceae. The record is from RefSeq and is a predicted model, not a curated record. Bases 1 to 1695 code for a protein of 564 amino acids.
AUGCUUAAUUUGUUAUCUGUUUUCUUGGCUUUGGUAUCACUGCAGCUGGUACUGGCCGAUCCGUCUUUUAUCAUCAAUUCUAACCAGAAAGUCACUGGUAAAAAUGAAAAUGAACGGGUGGAAUCUUUUAAAGGAAUCCCAUUUGCAGAACCCCCUUUACGAAAUCUGCGAUUUGCUCCUCCUAUUCCAUUCAAUCAAAGCUAUGAUCAAAUUCAAGCUACUGCAUUUAAGUCAUCAUGUAUGGGUAUCAACCCUGUAGGUGUUAUUGACGCUCUCAGAACAGCUGUGGGAGUUAUACCAUUCAAUAACGUUCUCACACAAAUAAUUAAGCCCCUGGAAGGUGUUUUUACAAUGGCUGAUACAAAUGAGGAUUGUUUGUACUUCAAUAUUUAUCGUCCUGCAGGCACCAAGCCCGGAGAUAACCUACCAGUCAUGGUUUGGUUUUUCGGUGGUGCAUUCGUUUUUGGCACUGGUAAUACAUAUGAUGGAACUCGGUAUGUUGAAGCAAGUAUUGACCUUAAGGAGCCUGUGAUCGUUGUGACAAUGAACCACCGUCUGGCAGCCUGGGGGUUUUUGGGAGGAAAAGCCGUGAAAAAUGAAGGCAGUGGGAACGUCGGUUUAUUGGAUCAACGAAUGGUGCUGGAGUGGAUUGCUGAUCAUAUUAAAGACGUUGGAGGAAACCCAGACAAAGUGACACUGUUUGGUGAAUCAGCUGGAGGUAUGAGUAUUUGGGGUCAAAUGGAAAUGUAUGAUGGUGAUCAUACAUAUAAUGGUAAGCCUCUGUUCCAUGGAGCAAUUAUGCAAAGUGGAAGUGUUCUUCCAUUAGAGACUAUUGACAAUGAACGGUCGCAAAAGCUUGCUGACCGGUUCAUCAAGGCUGCUGAAUGCGAUAACCGAAGUGAUAAAGAUACCAUGUCGUGUUUGCGGGGAAAGUCAACUCAAGAAUUGGAUCGAGCCAUGAAUACGUUUAGUGUGUUUGAAAACUUUGGUAUUCUUGAUAUGUUUGUGACAUGGGCACCACGAGCAGACGGGAAAUACAUUCGGGAUAUACCUCAUAAACUCACCGAUCAGAGAAAGUUUGCCAAAGUGCCCAUUAUUAUUGGUGACCAGGAAGAUGAAGCGACAUUAUUUGCACCAAUUUUGCCGGCGAUGUCUGAUGCUGACACUUACCAAAUUGCAAAAACCUUGCUACUAUCUGCCACAGAAAAUGAUAUUCAAAAGUUGCUGGCCUUGUACCCGAACGAUCAAACAAAAGGAGCACCGUUCAGAACUAGAUACCUUAAUACGCUGACUCCCCAGUUCAAGCGGCUAGCAGGUUUGCUGACAGAUGUUUUGUAUCACAAUAACCGACGGCGAGUGUUGCAUGCAGCAGAAGGUGUAGACCGGUACAAUUACUUUGCAACAACGCUACAUAAUGUGCUUCCGUUCUUUGGGACAACACACGCAAAUGAUUUGGUGUGGCAAUGGUUUUUAAACCUAGGUCCUUACAAGGCAUACAUCAAUUAUUUCUUGUCGUUUGCCAACCACCAAGAUCCAAACGUUAACAAUGGAGGAUUGCCUAAUUGGCCCAAGUAUACAAAUGACGGAAAAGAUACGCUCGAAAUAGGGUUUAACAGCUUGGGGACAACUAAGGAUGAUUUUCGGGAAGAAGAGAUUCAGUACAUGAUUGAUAAUCCUAGUGUUAUUGCUUUUUAA